Molecule: messenger RNA, 1860 nt
Organism: Bathycoccus prasinos
Lineage: Eukaryota; Viridiplantae; Chlorophyta; Mamiellophyceae; Mamiellales; Bathycoccaceae
Exons: 1
Coding region: 1-1860 (619 amino acids)
Biological process (GO): translational initiation; ribosomal subunit export from nucleus; translational termination
Molecular function (GO): ribosomal small subunit binding; iron ion binding; ATP binding
Source: RefSeq, a predicted model, not a curated record
AUGCCGCCGAAAAAGAAGCAAGACAAAGACGACGACAACGAACGGUUGGAUCGCAUCGCCAUCGUGGAAGCGGAACGAUGUCGGCCGAAAAAGUGCAAACAGGAGUGCAAAAAACAGUGCCCGGUGGUGAAAAUCGGGAAACAUUGCAUCGAAGUGACGGAGAAGAGUAAGAUUGCAAACAUCGACGAGUUGUUGUGCAUCGGGUGCGGGAUUUGCGUGAAGAAAUGUCCGUUCGAAGCUAUCCAGAUUAUCAACUUACCGAAGAAUUUGGAGAAGGAAACGACGCACAGGUACGGGCCGAACACGUUUAAGUUGCAUCGAUUACCGACGCCGAAAUCUGGACAGGUGUUAGGUUUAGUCGGGACGAACGGGAUCGGGAAAUCUACCGCGCUGAAAAUUUUAGCCGGGAAGUUGAAACCAAACUUGGGGAAAUUCGCAAACCCUCCGGAUUGGUCUGACAUUUUGCUUCACUUUCGCGGGUCGGAGUUGCAGAAUUAUUUGACGAGGAUUUUAGAGGAUAACUUGAAGGCGUUGAUUAAACCGCAAUACGUCGAUCACGUGCCGAAAGCGGUGAAAGGGAUGGUAGGGACGAUUUUGGAGGAUAAAGAUGGAGGCCCGGACGGCGGCGCGGAUAGAGAGUAUUUGAUUGAUAUUUUGGAGUUGACGCACGUGAUGGACAGAGACGUGGCAAAGUUAAGUGGUGGGGAGUUGCAACGAUUUGCAAUCGCUAUUGUCGCGGUGCAAGACGCGGAUAUUUACAUGUUCGACGAGCCGUCCUCGUAUUUGGACGUGAAGCAAAGGUUGAAAGCGAGUCGCGUGAUUCGAUCGCUCUUGGCGAUUAAUAAGUACAUCAUCGUCGUCGAACACGAUUUGUCUGUUCUCGAUUACUUAUCCGAUUUCAUUUGUUGUUUGUAUGGGAAACCAGGGGCGUAUGGGGUCGUGACCAUGCCGUUUGGUGUGAGAGAAGGAAUCAACAUUUUCUUGGCCGGUUUCGUGCCGACGGAAAACUUAAGGUUCAGACCGGAAGAGUUGACGUUUAAAGUGUCCGAGAACGAAGACGAACGGUUAGCGCACGUGAACGAUGAAGCGUUUAGCAUGUACGAGUACCCGUCGAUGGUGAAAACGCAAGGUGGAUUUACUUUGAGCGUCGACGGCGGCAGUUUUACGGAUUCGGAAAUUGUCGUCUUGUUGGGCGAAAACGGCACCGGGAAAACGACGUUUAUUCGUUUAAUCGCCGGUUUAAUUAAACCCGACGACGAGACCAUCGAGUUGCCCGAGUUUAACGUAUCCUAUAAACCGCAAAAGAUUGCGCCAAAGUUUGAAAAAACCGUUCGCGAUUUGUUGAUGAUGAAAAUCCGAGACGCGUUUUUGCACCCGCAGUUCAUCUCGGACGUCGUGAAACCGAUGAACAUUGACCCGUUGUUGGACCAAUACGUGAAGAACUUGUCCGGUGGUGAAUUGCAAAGAGUCGCGUUGACGUUGUGCAUGGGCACUCCCGCAGAUAUUUACCUCAUCGAUGAACCGUCGGCGUAUUUGGACUCCGAACAAAGAGUCUGGACGUCCAAAGUUAUCAAAAGGUUUAUUUUGCACGCGAAGAAGGCGGCGUUUAUUGUCGAGCACGAUUUCAUCAUGGCGACAUAUCUAGCGGAUAAGGUUAUCGUGUACACCGGCCAACCAGCGGUAAACGCGACGGCGACGAAACCCCAAGGAUUAGUUACUGGUUUGAACCAGUUUUUGAAGGCGUUGGAGAUCACCUUUCGCAGAGAUCCGACCAAUUAUCGGCCGAGGAUUAAUAAAAUGGAAUCCGUCAAGGAUAGAGAACAGAAACAAGCCGGCGAUUUCUACUACGUCGGUGAAUAA